AUGAAUGCUUUUUUAAUGAGUCCGCAGUGCAGCGGAUCGUUCACGUACGACGACUGCAUAAAAGAUAUAAAAAAGCUCACGGAAGAAACAGAAGAGCACAACUACCACUACUGCAUCGUGUAUCUUCUUGUUUUGAAAGAGCAGAUAGUGGAGAUUACGCCCGAGAAAAAAGAAGAGUUUGAGAGCGCGUUUCAAAACCUCAAAAAACACGCGAAAAAGAUAUCGGACAAAGAAUGGCACAGUCUGAUAGAGAAUGCGUCCUACAUCACACACAAAGAAGAGAAGAUAGAGGAAAACAGAAGCAGCUCGCUGAUCAACCUAGUAAUAGAGACACUUAUCAGAACAAGCUCCGCAGACAUCGAAAGAGCGAUAGAGGUCUAUCUCGAAGAGGAGAUGAAAGACCCAAGAACACAGACACAGAAGAGUGUUUCAUCAGAGAUUAUUGAGGAAAUUCUUGAAAACAUUUCAAAGCUGCCAGAGAAAGAGAAAAGACAGAAAAUAAGAACAGUGUCCAAGCUGCUGAAAAAAGAGCACACACCCAUCCUUAUAAAGUACGUCCACUCUCUUUCCAAAGUUCUUCUCCUCUCUCUCUAUUUGACAAACAAAAAAGUGUACAACUCGCUGCACGACGAGUUCUUCAAGAAAGCAGAAACACCAGAGGAGUACGCCCUGCUGGAGCACUUUCCGCAGCUGGAUCUCCCACAGAUCCUGCGGCUACUCCACAAGAACAGCUCAAUAUUCAAACUGCUGGACCGAAUAAUAAAAACAAGACCCGUACACAGAGAUAAAAUAGUAGACUUUGUGAUUGAGUAUAUAUCAUCGGGCGGCUCUAGAACUAAAUCGAUCAACUUCAUCAAGGACAAUCUCUCCUGUUUCAUUGACAAAGUGCAGAGCAUAGGGCUGGGAUGCGAGGAGGUUCUUCUACUUUCGCAGAGUGAUCCCUCUUUGUUGAACUAUGCUUUCACCAUCAUGCACUCGUUAAAAGUCGAGCUAAAAGAAAAAAGAGUGGCAAAUGCACAGAAAAAAGAAAGAAGACUUUCGCUGCUUAUUUCUGCCCUGGCCACCGAGCUAAGCAGCCUCAGUGCGCCAGCUACCACCGACUCGUCUUCUGACUCUUCGCCCUCCACCGAUCGAUCAUUAGACACUGUCUCUGCCUUUGUGAAGGAAGCGCAUAAGACAGACCCUGAUCUGCUUUCUAAAGUGUGCAUAGCUCUGUUUAGGAUGCAUCCACCCGCUGCAGAGCUAGUUAGCACGCUGUCUGUUCUUGUGCAAAGUAAUACUACACGUUCAUUCGUAUUUACUGCCCUGCCGUAUUUGGACAAUAGCCAAAAAUUUACUUUACUGCAGGAGUAUCUAACAGACGAUGUCUCUCUUACUCUUUUCCUCCGUAUGCUGCAGCCUGUUGAUAUAUUCGUGCAUGCGCACACUCUCCCCCCUGGCGAUGCAUCCCGCGUGCUCGGUCUCUGCUGGGGACGGCCUGAUGUAUUCACAGACCGCGUGGUCUCUUCCGCUCUGGGCGAAGUGUGCAGAGGAGAUCAUCUGCCCCCUGUUUUCUCACGGACUGUAAGGGAUGCUCUGCAGGCUCAUGCGAACAUGCGCCCGUUCAUUGCAGGGCUGAUGAAGAGAGAGGCUCCUCGACUGCUAGCUGAGUCUGCGGGCGAAGUAGUGAAGAUCUUGGAGGCUCUAAAAGAAGGGGCAAUUGAGGUGUGUCUGUGCAUGACAGAGGAAGAGCUGCCCCUGGUCCUACGGAAAUCUAGAGACAUAGCAAAAAGAUUUCGCGAGUAUCUCCGCACACAGCCCAGACACAUCAGAGAGAAGUAUAGAGAAAUUACACAAAAAAUAUAA
This is a messenger RNA of Nematocida minor, 1845 nucleotides long. RefSeq lists its product as uncharacterized. NCBI's taxonomy places the organism in Eukaryota, Fungi, Microsporidia. The record is from RefSeq and is a predicted model, not a curated record. The transcript has a single exon. Bases 1 to 1845 code for a protein of 614 amino acids.